Molecule: messenger RNA, 2013 nt
Organism: Sander lucioperca (pikeperch)
Lineage: Eukaryota; Metazoa; Chordata; Actinopteri; Perciformes; Percidae
Product: collagen alpha-3(VI) chain-like
Exons: 2
Coding region: 160-1257 (365 amino acids)
Source: RefSeq, a predicted model, not a curated record
GUAGCGGUUUGCCGGUUACCUGCAGAAAAUCACAUUGCCUUUGUUUCUCCAACUUUUGUCUUUGUUACAGAUUCUGAGAAACAUGAUAUAGUAUUUCUUAUUGAUGGAUCAUAUGACUCACGCGAUGGUUUUGAAGAGAUACGAGGCUUUGUUGAAAAAAUGGUUGAAAGUUUAAAUCUAGAUGAGAACAGAGACCGAGUGGCUGUUGUUCAAUACAGCCGUGAUGCCACAGUCAAUUUUUACCUGAAUUCCUACUCAUCCAAGAACGAUGUGCUCAAUUCCAUAAGAACAAUAAGGCAUAAGUUGGGGAGACCCCUCAACAUUGGCAAAGCACUGGAGUUUGUCAGAGACAAUGUCUUUGCUGCUUCAGUUGGAGGCAGACGUGCAGAAUCAGUCCCUCAAUAUCUGUAUGUAUUUAGUGGUGGAAGAUCAGGGGAUGAUGUCAGAGGACCAGCACAAUCUCUCAAAGGAAAUGGGAUAAAGACUUUUACUUUUGGAACAGAGAAUGCUGAUACGUUGGAAAUGCAAACAAUCUCUUUCACGCCAGCACAUAAUUUUCAUGUUACAAGCUUUCACAAUCUGCAAAGCAUCCAUCCAUCUGUAAAAGCUACAUUGAGCGGUGCUCAAGAAACAACUGACAUUCCUGACACUUCCACAAUUCCAGAAUUAGAACUCCAGAGUGCCGAUGUUGUUUUUCUCCUUGAUGGUUCUGAUGAUAUGCGAGCAAGUGAAAGACAAAUUUUGGAUUUUGUCAAAGAGCUUGUCAUGCAACUAGAAAUUGGGCCAAACAAAGUACAAAUUGCUUUGAUUCAGUACAGCACAGAGCCCACAACUGAUUUUCUCCUGAACACUCACUCACUAAAAGACGAUGUCUUGAGUCACUUGAACAAUGUGAAACUGAAAGGAGGAUUCACUGUGAACACAGGCGUAGCCCUUGAUUAUGUGAAGAACAAUGUGUUCACUGCUUCAUCUGGAGGCAGAGCCCAGCAGGGAGUCCAACAGAUACUGAUUCUAUUAAGUGGGAGAAAGUCAGAAGAUGACGUCUUAGGUCCAGUGGACAGACUGAGAAAUGCUGGAAUUGUCAUUUUCAGUGUUGGAGUGAAUGGUGCAGAUAGGCUGGCGAUGGAGCAAUUAGCACACAGUUCUAGGGUGCAGUAUUUAAUCAAUGAUACGUCUGACUUUCUUCUUGUAAGACAACAGUUGCUCUCAGACAUUGCAUCUCACAAAGGCACUGUCAGCCCUGGUGUAGGUGAGUAACAAAUAAAUAUUAAUUAAUUUAACUUUAUACUUUAUCUUCAAUGAAUGUUAUUACUAGGCACAUCUAAUAAAAUCUGUAUAUAUUCAAACCCUGUAAACUGCAUGUAUUUCAGAAAAUCAGAUUUCUGUGGAAUUGUUAACUAACACAAUUUACAUGAAUGUGGAAUUUUCUAGGUUCAAGCUCCAGUAUGAAUAGAGAUAUUGUCUUUCUCAUUGAUGGAUCUGAUGAUGUCAGGAGUCGAUUCUCUGCUAUAAGUGAAUUUGUUGCAAAAAUUGUUGAGAGCUUUGACUUGAACCAAGGAAAAGAUAAAGUUGCUGUUGUACAGUAUAGCAACAAUGCUGAACUCAAUUUCAAUCUGAAUACUUACAACACAAAAGAUGAUGUUCUUAAGCAUGUCGCAAGCUUAAAACCAAAAGGCGGAAGGCCUCAGUAUAUUGGAGCGGCACUGCAGUUUGUGAGGAAUAAUGUCUUUGUUUCAAAUGCUGGAGGCCGACAUCAUGAAGGUGCCAAGCAGAUACUUGUUAUGUUGGCUGGUGGGAGAUCUAGAGAUUCUCCACGAGGCCCAGCAAGUAUGCUCAAGGCUGCAGGGGUUAUCAUAUUUGCAAUUGGGUCAAGAAUGUCAAAUUCAGCUGAGAUGCAAGUCAUAUCUUCUGACCCAAAUCAUGCUUACUCAGUCCCUGAUUUUGUAAAUCUUUCUGGUAUUCAACAAAGUUUGAUGAGUCAUCUUACUCAAAUGGGGGAUGAGAAGGAAACUA